Loxodonta africana (African savanna elephant) is the source of this 838-nucleotide messenger RNA. RefSeq names its product cytochrome b-c1 complex subunit 7. Lineage: Eukaryota; Metazoa; Chordata; Mammalia; Proboscidea; Elephantidae. Gene Ontology annotation, biological process: mitochondrial electron transport, ubiquinol to cytochrome c. The coding region runs from base 465 to 704 and encodes 79 amino acids. The transcript is spliced from 3 exons. The record is from RefSeq and is a predicted model, not a curated record.
CAUUAUAGUUCCAAAAAAUAAUUGUUCCUGUGUACAUCAGAAGAUUUUUAAAUUAGGUCCUUUUUUUUUUUUUGGUAAACCCAUUUUCCUUUUUAUUAUUCUUUUGACAGGAGAGAAAUGGAAUCAUCUGGGUGGUUGAGGUAGAAAUGAUUUAUGUUCUUGAACUAGGGUAUUAGGACAUUUUCCUUAUAAUACACUCCCCCCUUCCAUCUUUUCCACUUCAUGUUUUAAAUUUUAAGUUACAUAAACAUUGAAAGUAUGGAUUUUUCAAAUAUUAAAAUUGUCUGACAUCUUUACCAUUAUCUGACUCCUGAACUCUUUCAGAACUUUUUAAUUUGCCAUGAACUUCAUCUUGUGCUAUCGAAGCUUGAUGGAAGCUCCGAUAGAUGUUACUGACUCCCUAGUAUACUACCAUCAUAAGGUUCUUCAAUCUCAGAUUUAAAGUAUAAGAAAAUACAGGGUUAAUGCGAGAUGAUGUUUUAUAUGAGGAUGAAGAUGUGAAAGAAGCCAUAAGAAGGCUUCCUGAGAACGUUUAUAAUGACAGGAUGUUUCGCAUUAAAAGAGCACUAGACCUGUCCCUGAAACACCAGAUCUUGCCUAAAGAGCAGUGGACAAAAUAUGAGGAGGAUAAAUUGUACCUUGAACCGUAUCUGAAAGAAGUUAUUCGGGAAAGAAAAGAGAGAGAAGAAUGGGCAAAGAAGUAAUCAUGCAAUUGAAAUCUGGAUGCAGCUGUCCUCAGAGUAUUUUUAUGAAGUUGGUUAAACCUGAAAUGUAUAAUUUAAGAACUAUUUGGGCUGCAAUUGUAUUACUUUAAAUAAAUAUGGUAAUCUUUGUUGGA